AUGACCGUCGUCGCUACCCACUCCUCCACCUCCUCUGUUUCCUCUUCCGACUCCAAGCCCGCGCAGAUCUUCUUCCCCGACCUCAUCUCGGCAUGCCCUUUCCGUCUACGCGUCAACCCGCACUGUAAACGCGCUUCGAGCAACUCGAAGCAGUGGCUGCUCCACGGCUGCCGUCUCAGCAAAAGGCGCCGCGCCGCCUUCCACGGCCUCAAGGGUGGUCUGCUCACCGCGAUGUGCUACCCCCGCGCACAGUACACCGAGCUCCGCGUAUGCUGCGACUACAUCAACUACCUCUUUCACCUCGACAACAUUUGCGACGAGAUGGACGACCGGCGCACCGUCAGCACCGCGAGCGAGGUCAUUGGCGCGCUCCGCGACCCGCGCGGCUUCCGCCCUUCGUCUGCGGUGGGCAGGCUGACGCAAAGUUUCUGGCAGCGCAUGACGGCAACCGGCUCCCGCGGGGCGCAACGGCGGUUCAUCGAGACGUUUGAGCUCUUCUUCCGCGCCGUCGCGCAGCAGGCAAAGGACCGCGAGACGGGCAACAUCCCCGACCUCGAGUCCUACAUUGCCAUGCGCCGGGACACGAGCGGGUGCAAACCCUGCUGGGCGUUGAUCGAGUACGCGAACAACCUCAACCUUCCCGACUGGGUGAUGGACCACCCGGCGAUACAGGGCCUCGAAGAAGCCGCCAAUGAUCUGGUCACUUGGUCAAACGACAUUUUCUCGUUCAAUGUCGAACAGGCGAACGGCGACACGCACAACAUGGUCGUCGUUGUGCAGCACCAGGAGAACCUCGGACUGCAGGAAGCCAUCGACUACGUCGGCGACCUCUGCCUCGGCUGCAUCGACCGCUACGAGCACCUCCGCGCGUCGCUGCCCGAGUGGGGCCCCGAUAUUGACGCGCAGGUCCAGACGUACGUCGAGGGCCUUGGCGACUGGAUGAUUGGUAACCUCGUCUGGUCCUUCGAGACUCAGCGCUACUUCGGCACCGAUGGGCCACAGAUCCGCCGCGAUCUGUCCGUCGCGCUCCUUCCGCGUCGCAAAUAG
Molecule: messenger RNA, 1047 nt
Organism: Epithele typhae
Lineage: Eukaryota; Fungi; Basidiomycota; Agaricomycetes; Polyporales; Epitheliaceae
Product: terpenoid synthase
Exons: 6
Coding region: 1-1047 (348 amino acids)
Source: RefSeq, a predicted model, not a curated record